Clavispora lusitaniae ATCC 42720 is the source of this 1713-nucleotide messenger RNA. It is a transcript of the gene XUT1, whose product is annotated as Xut1p. Gene Ontology annotation, molecular function: xanthine transmembrane transporter activity. Lineage: Eukaryota; Fungi; Ascomycota; Pichiomycetes; Serinales; Metschnikowiaceae. The record is from RefSeq and is a predicted model, not a curated record. Gene Ontology annotation, cellular component: plasma membrane; fungal-type vacuole. Gene Ontology annotation, biological process: transmembrane transport; xanthine transport.
AUGCUCGAAAAAAAAUCCCUAUCACUAUACGGAAAGAGAGUGUUACAUAAGUGGACUACCCGUGAAGGUUUCCUCGGUGACUAUGAUUAUGGGUACCUUUUCAUUCCUGAACUUCCGUUCACCAAGAAAACUGCAAAGACUCAACCUUUUUUCGGUUUGAACUCGGACAUGCCUUUGUUUCUUGGGUUUCUUUUGGGAUUCCAGCAUGCGUUGGCCAUGUUAGCUGGUGUCGUGACUCCUCCACUUAUGAUCUCAAGUCUGGCAAACUUAUCAGUUAAAGUCUCUGAGUACUUGGUUUCGUCAUCCUUGAUUGUUUCUGGUAUUUUGUCUUGUAUCCAGAUUACUCGUUUUCAUAUUUAUGGCACCCCCUACUACAUUGGUACUGGGUUGCUCUCAGUUGUCGGUACUUCGUUUUCGACAAUUACCAUUGUUACAAGUGCUUUCCCCAUGAUGUACAAAAAUGGAAUCUGUAAGACAGUUAAUGGGGUAGAGCAACCUUGUCCUGAUGGGUACGGCCACAUUUUGGGAACUGGUAUUGUCUGUGCCUUACUAAACAUUUUGAUUUCUUUUUCUCCCCCAGCAAUUCUUCAGAGAGUCUUCCCUGCAAUCGUUACUGGUCCAGUCGUGCUUUUGAUUGGUGUUCACUUGAUUGAGUCAGGUUUCCAGGACUGGGUUGGUGGCUCAGGAUGUAUUUCAAGCGGAAAUUGCACAAACAAGAAAUUACCAUGGGGAUCCGCAAGAUUGAUCGGUCUAGGAUUCCUUGUCUAUUGCACAAUCAUCAUCUGUGAACGUUUCGGUGCACCCAUUAUGAAGUCGUGUGCUGUUAUUGUGGGAUUAUUGGUUGGAUGUAUUGUUGCAGCUGCAUGCGGAUACUUUAGCCACGACAACAUUGACCAAGCCCCUGUAAUCACCUUCCCUUGGGUACACACAUUCAAACUAAAGGUAUAUGGCCCUAUUGUGCUUCCAUUUUUGGCGGUCUAUAUUACCUUGGUUAUGGAAGCUACUGGUGAUAUUACUGCUACUUGCGAUGUCUCCAGAUUGGAAGUUGAAGGUGAAUUGUUCGAAUCUAGAAUCCAAGGAGGUAUCCUUUGUGAUGGUGUUAAUGGUAUAUUAUCUGGAUUGAUGACUGUGACCCCAAUGUCCACUUUUGCUCAAAACAACGGUGUGAUUUCCAUUACAAAGUGCGCAAACAGAAGAGUUGGAUACUGGUGUGCCUUUUUCUUAAUUGUCAUGGGUGUUUUUGGCAAGUUUGCUGGUGCCAUUGUAUCUAUUCCAAAGCCAGUUUUGGGUGGUAUGACCUCUUUCUUGUUUACAUCUGUUGCUGUUUCCGGUAUCAAAAUUGUUUCCACCACCGAAUUCACCAGAAGAGACCGUUUCUUGUUAACUGCUUCCCUCUUGCCUGGUUUAGGUUCUACUUUGGUUCCAACUUGGUUCGACCACGUAUUCACCUAUACUGGAAACAACAAGUCUUUGCAAGGUUUCUUUAACGCUAUUGUGUUGGUGAUGGAAACAGGAUUUGCCCUCACUGGCUUUAUUGGUUUGUUCUUGAACUUGAUCUUGCCUCAAGUUUCAGACGAAAUUGAGGAGAUCAACGAAGUCGUUUUGGAGACUGUUGGAUCUGCUGACGAAGCUGCCAUGAGACAAUAUGCUUCUAAAGAGCAACAAAUGUUUGACGGAAGAGUGCUAGAGGUACGCCUGUCGUACACUAACUGA